AUGUUGGCUCAUCAUCGCGCGGUCCUUAUUGCCAUCACCUUUUUCUUGGUCGUAUCAUGCUCGUUCUACCUUUUUGGGUCUGCGGACCAAUCGAGGCUGAUUUUUGAGAGACUGGAGACAAUCACUCACGAUGCCACAGGACCGUUACGACCUACAUCGAAUCUACGCAAUACUAUACUGUCACUCUUCGCACCAAUAAAACAUGAUCCGACAAACCCGGAAUAUGUCGACCCAUCUGGGCUGCGUUUCCAAUCUCGCAACCAAUCGAUAUGGAAGAAGCCUUUGGGCAAGAAGAUCCUAAUCGUAGACAUCGACACGCGGGUCCCGACUGGACAGAAUCAAAUCCUCAACCCUGCUCUGAUGGACUGGGAGAAUCUAGAGCUGGAGGGAGGAGGACUCGUAUCCAACGCCAUCAUGAACCAUUAUCUUUAUGCCAUGAUCCACGGAUACGACUACAAGUUCUACCAGGCGCAACACAUGAAGGAUCGUCAUGACACCUGGAUCAUGCCGCAUGUCUUCCGCGAAUUGCUGCCCGACUAUCAGUUUGUAGUUGCCAUGGACGCAGACGCCACAAUUCCACAUCUCGAAGUUCCCCUGGAGUGGAUGUUUAACCGAUGGGGCAUACACAAACAUACCUCUAUCGCCAUGCCCUGGGACACUGAGGAAUUCAUAGCAGAUGGCUCGUCCAUCAGCAGAGAUAGCAAGGGCCUCCGCGUUCUGAACACUGGAUUUGUCGUCGCGCAAAACUCAGAGACCACUCUGGAGAUGCUGGAAGCAUGGCGUGACUGCCCAAGCGAAGAGCGCUAUCCUGGCUGCAAGCAGUGGGCAUACAACUGGAGUCACGAACAGCGCGCUUUUUCGGAAUACAUUCGCUAUGACUUCAACAAGACCGCUGAGACCAUUGUCAGCAUACCCUGUGAUGAUGCAGUGGGCUGGCCUGGAUUCUUGGCAGAUACCUUGGAGGGCCACCCAUAUGGCAUAAGCGAGUGUAAUGGCAGAUUCGUGAGCCACUACACCAUCGGAAAAGACAAAGUAAAGGCUGCUAGCAGCAACAGCGUGAUGCAGGCGUUGACCGACGUUAUACAAAAAAGCCUGCUGACAUACCAAGAACAACUCUGGUACAAGGAGCCCAAGAAGGAGAAAGAGCCAAAUGCAGAUUUGUUCAAACACAAGGGCAAAACCGUCUCAGCGAUAGCGGAGGGCAUGGAGAUCACUUCACGGCAGUGA
Molecule: messenger RNA, 1227 nt
Organism: Plenodomus lingam JN3
Lineage: Eukaryota; Fungi; Ascomycota; Dothideomycetes; Pleosporales; Leptosphaeriaceae
Biological process (GO): protein N-linked glycosylation
Cellular component (GO): Golgi membrane
Molecular function (GO): glycosyltransferase activity
Source: RefSeq, a predicted model, not a curated record